GGCGAGGGUGGGGUCUGCUAUUUAGGGGACGCCAGACCCUAAAUCUGGGAGGGACGGACAUGAAAUGCCUGGGUGUGGGGCUGUCGUCUUCUUGAGCGACGACAAUGGUGCGACGUGGUACUGCUGUGGGGGUGUUGAGAAAUCUGAGAGCGCCAGGAAUACCUACGACGGGAGGUCGUUCAGAACCUUCUUUCUUACGUCAGUUUUCGACAAGGAUGGCACAAAUUGGGUCAAGGAAGACAAGAAGGUCGGCCUUGACUUGCGGCUCUUUCAAGGCUACAACGUCAAGGCUUUCUCCAUGAAAGCGUUUGACGUGCGCGGGGACGGCACCGAGCUUCGCAUGCUGACUGCGGAACGUUUCCUCAGUAGAAUGAACGGCUACCGCGUCACUGACUGCCUUCCUGUCGUUGAAAGUUCCUUGGAGCUCACCAAACUCUUGGUGAAAUUCAGCAGCCCGGCGGACCAACUGCUAGGCGUUGUUAAGGAGUACAGGGAAGCCUUCUCGAGGCUGCCUCUGGACCAGCAAGCCGACUACGUUUUCGUGCCCUUUGUCACGAGCUCGAGGAAAUCGCGACAGACGCCAUCCGCGCUGGUUGGGAAGAGGAAACAGUUGGCUACUUGUCCAGCUCCGCCUUCGCCAGCCGCGUCGCCCUCGCCCUUGCCCACGGUGAGGGGAGGUCACGAUAUCGCUCAAUGUUCCAGCGAGGCUACAGAGUAUGAUGACAGAAAUCUGUACGGACGCAAUGCUCCGUGUGACAGUGCUCAGAAAGAUGCGACUGCCCUCACUGAGCGAAACGAGGAGGAAGAAGAUGGGGGAAGUUGCGGUCCACGUAAAGACGACGGUGAUAACGAGUAUAUGGACGUUGGGGAUGAGAACAUGCACGACCAAAACAUACUUGGCGAUGACGACGUCGGUGUCACGUCGGAGCAUGGCCCUGGCGACAUCCCCACCGGUUCUGUGGGAGCGGUAGUUGGUCGGCCCUUGUCGUCCCCUGCGAUAUGGCAUUUGCAAGGCGGGAGUCAGGGUGGGCAUGACUCGCAGGAGCACGGAGGAUCAAAGUCGAGGAAAAGGACAAGAGAAACUUCUCCUUCUGCUUUCGCUCACAAGAGACAAGCGAGGACUGACGCUGUUAAUGAGGCUCGUGGAGCUCUGGUGGCAUCCCGGGAGGCGAGACCUCCUCGGAAGAGCAGCCAGGGGGGAAGAUCUGGCAGUCGUGGUGACGGUCGUGGUGGCGCAAGAAAAGGUAAGCAGAUAGUGAGGGCAGAAGAACUGCGAGACUCAGGGGUCGAGAGCGAGAGAGUGGGCCCUCGCAUGCCUGACGAUGGUGAUGAACCGCUUCAGCACGCCGCGCCCAUUGACAUGACGCGUUGUUUCUUCCUCGAGUACGACGAGCGGGGUUUCGCUAAGCAAAACGUCCUUCCUGUUCUUGUGGACGUCAUGAAAAUCAAACGCAUUCCCCACGGUAAUAUUCUUUUCAACCACCGCUCUUUGUCUGCGAAUAUUGUGCGAGGCAUCGUGAUGUCGAGGAGGCACUCCGUAUUCACUCUCGGAGGCAUGACCUUGACGUUCAUCGCGACCACCUUCCCUUUCAUGAGGAGGAGCAGUGCAACUUCCCUCUCGCGGCACAUCCUCAAGUUCGAUUUUCGCAAAGACCAAUUGACGUCCAAGGACUACGCGGAGCUCACGAAAUCGGGCAAUGGCUUUAACCCCGUCGACAGCGAGGAAGAUUCUUCGGACUCCGACCUCGAACUGGGCGAGGACACAUGUGCUGAGGUUCCGCGCGGAGGAAUAGUGCAAGCUCAUGAUGACGGAACUGUCCAUUCGCACGAAGGGUCCAUCCCGGUGACCGCCCCAAGCGUCGCCUCAAUGGUGGCCCCGUCGGAGACUGCUGCAUUGCAAGACAAUGGAAGAUGCGGUGGCAAUGAAGAAGACGACAUUGCGAUACCAGGCGAGGCGUCGACGCUCGCACCAGGCGAUGCAAUUCCUCCAGGCUACUAUGCUGACCCGAACACGAUUUAUUUCUUGGAGGGCAAACACACCCACACAGGCGAGGAUCAAUGGGGCCAUGACGUCAUAUGGCAUGAGGGCGUUUUACAGCCGUGCAUCCAAGAUGGGGAGUGGAAGAUGGCGGUGAAAUACACAAGCGGUUGGAAGACUUUUCGUCGGAUGUCAAAGGACAUCUGGUUGAAAACGACGGAGCUCGCGAUCCUGCAUCGCGUGCGCGUCAAGAAUCCAAGGCAGAGCGAGGCUGCCAUCAAAGCCAGGGCCGAAGAAUUGUUUCAUGUCUUGCGCGACAAUCGGCAACUAGAGUACAACAACAAAUUUUAUGCCCUGCGCUCGAGUCCCUCACGCGGGUCAAUCAACUGGAAGGUUGAUCAAACCGCCAAAACCUUGGAGGGGAGCUGCUCUCAUGAUUUCAUGCCUUCGGUUGAGCCGUCCUCCGUGGCCGCGCAAGCAGGGCACAGGGGAGAUGACGGGACUACAGUUGUCGGGCCUCAAGAGGUUGACAUGUUGUCAAUGCCGCAAAUAUCAGAAAAAUUCAUCUCGGUCGCCGCGGCACAAUCGUCCCCGACCAUCGAGGUGUCAACGACGUUGCCGUCGGAUGCAGGUGCCACGUACGGGAGUUCAUUGAUAACAAAUGCUGCAAUGCAAGGCAGAUCCGAGAUCGAGUCAGAAUCUGAUGUUGGGCCGAGCGUGGCGGAGAGUCAGUUGCAACCGUCUUUAUGCACUAGCAAAGGUGAUGCACAAUCACCGCUGACACCACAGAGAGGGGCCGGUGGGGAUGGCGGGAAGGGAGGGGAUGUGGAGGGAAUGCACCGUUCUCGCAACCUCGAUACCUUAACCGCUGAUAUUGAUUAAAAGGGUGAGGAUGAGUUAGAUGGAAGGGGUGCAAUUGGAGGGGGAGAAUCCAGUGAUAUAAUUACAACUUCACCUCUGCCUUGUUGAACGAAAUUGUGUAAUUGACUUGGUUCGUUGUUUUGUUUAAAACAGAAUUCGUAUUAGUCUUUGUACGCACCAAUUCUACAUCGUUUUUCCAUUUAUGUAUAUAUAUUUUUUUCACCUCAAAUUUUUAAUAGACCUGAGAUGUUUAGAUUGACUGCCCGUCUCGACGUCCAGUAACAAAUCGUGGUGGGAGCG
Molecule: messenger RNA, 3139 nt
Organism: Chara braunii
Lineage: Eukaryota; Viridiplantae; Streptophyta; Charophyceae; Charales; Characeae
Source: the annotation of a GenBank genome assembly